This is a messenger RNA of Puccinia graminis f. sp. tritici CRL 75-36-700-3, 2160 nucleotides long. RefSeq lists its product as uncharacterized. The transcript is spliced from 5 exons. NCBI's taxonomy places the organism in Eukaryota, Fungi, Basidiomycota, Pucciniomycetes, Pucciniales, Pucciniaceae. The record is from RefSeq and is a predicted model, not a curated record. Bases 1 to 1875 code for a protein of 624 amino acids. Gene Ontology annotation, cellular component: cytoplasm.
AUGCACAGCACUUCAAGCCACUCCACCCUCAAACCAGAACAGAACCACUUCAAGAUGGACAUCCCCUCAGUAUAUGACCAUCCACAACCAGAAAACACUCCAACAACUGAACCAAAUACUACUAAUAAGAACUCAACCCAAGAUACUCAACCACCUCCAGAUCAAGCCACACCAAGCUCAAUCGAGUCAUCCGCACAAACUAUCACCGAGCUACCUACUAAUGCUGAACCAACGAGCUCAAAUCCUAUCUCACUCGAUCAAGAACUUAUCGAUCUCAAAAAGACCUUGGGUGGUGUCAGUGCUAGCUUAGGUGGUUGGUGGGGAAAAGUUCAAAAACAGUCCGCCGAAGCACUCGCAGCGACCAAUAUAACUGCUCAGAUUAAUACCGCUCGUAAGGAUCUUGCUUCGUUAAACCUAAUCGAAAAGGCCAAGAAAGAGGUCGAACGACUAGGCGAUCAGGCCAAAGAAGGCUAUGCGGUCAUCUCAUCUGAAAUCGAAAAAGGCCCUGAUCUGGAAUCGACCGAGGGCAGGAUUGUGAAUGUCGAUGGAGUAGAACUUCCAGCACCCUCUCGAGCUAUCUCAGCAUCAUCAUCAUCUAAUACUAUCACCAAAGAUAACAACCAAGGCCCUACCAGUCCGAAAGGCAAAGAACGAGCUCCAGAUCAGAAUCAAGCUACUGAUGAUUCGAACCCGUUAUCUCCCAAUCCUCUCUCGACUUUCGACUCUGGUAGCAUCGGCUCGUUUUUUAGCAAACUGACUAAAGAUAGCGAAUCAUUAACCGCCACCAUACAAUCCAAAAUCUCUCAUCUACCCAACCCAGCUCACGUCCCGGCUCGACUGACAAGUUCUGGUAAAUUCGACCUUUCAGAAGUUCAGAAACUGGCCGAGGGUUACUUAGCCAAAGGCGAAGUUUACCUACAAGACGUCGGUAAAGAAUUGAAGGACUUUGUUCAGGAUGCUGUCAAAGUGAUUCCACCAUCAGAAUUGGAAUCCGUUGAUCAGACUGAAGAAGGAGCAAACAACACCAGUGCUGUUGGUGUAGCCGAAAAACGGAGGAUAUUGGACGUCAAACGAGAAGCGAUGCUCUCUAAGUUACGACGGGACGAAUCCCAACUACUAGCUGACCCACGUGACGAGGAUGAGAGUCUGCAGAGUGCGUUUGAUGAGUUUCUGGCUGGUGUACAACAUGCCGGUGGGUUCGAAGGCGAGGCUUGGAAGAAACGAAUUCAAUCUGAAUUGGAGUUAGAAGACUCAGAUCAAUCGGCGUUAAAAGGUUUACUCGAAAAACUCGUUCCGAGUUCUAUGACCGAUGAAACUUUUUGGACUCGUUAUUUCUUCCGCAUCCAUCGUAUUGAUCAAGAGGAAGCAGCCAGAAGAGUUGUCCUAAGUGCCGCUCAAGAAGACAACGAAGGAGAUUUUUCAUGGGAUAUGGAAGAUGAGAGUGAGCCACCAUCGCCAAUGGUGAUUAUCAAAUCAGGCAAAGAAACCAGUGGGCGGGUGGUAGAAGGAGGCAAAACGGAAAGAGCUGAAGAAGUGGAGACGCCGAAACUAUCGAACCUCUCUAAUCCGAAGAUAGACUCUGCGACGGCGGGCAAGAAGGAGGAACCGGCACCGGGCGAGGACGAGUGGGGAAAUUCGCCUGUCGACGGGACCGAUGUCCCGGUCGUCAAACCGGCCACGUCCAGUGGCACCACCAAAUCUAGCUCGACUUCGAACAACGAGGCGCGCCGUAACUCGGCCUCUGAACCGGACACCAACGACAGCUUCGACGUCGUCAGUUCCCAUCAAUCUUCGGACGAGAAACCCAAGGAGUCUACUGUCGCCCCAGCCGAUACUAAUAAACAUGACGACGAUGAAGAUUCUGAUUGGGAAUAAGCUCCAGCAUUUACCUGACACUGCCUCUCCAUGUAUCUCUCAAUUUUCUGGACUGCUUUGUUGUAUUUUGUGAUCAUUUCCCUGUUUUUUUUUUUGUAUUUGUGUGUGGGUUCAAUCUAUUAAAAGAAGUGAUGUCCUUUUUCUUUUCUGGAUAACCUCCUGUUCAAAUAACACAAAAAAGGUGUUAUAUUUUGUGUCACAUUGGUUGAGCAAAUCAGGUUUCUUGUAUUUAAAACCCAAGAAAUCCACAUUUCUUUUCUUUCCUUGAAAUCAGUUUAUACAGCC